AUGGCAAGCUGUAUCAAAGCGUAUGAUAAAUCGUUGGUUAUGAACCUCAGUAUUAAUUGUGUUAUUUUCUUAUUUGAUCCUUUGCAGUCAUCUCCUAGCACCGCAGUUUCCGGCCUCCCUGACUUCUCUAGGCCUCCACCAUCGAUGCUUCCCGUUAAUGGAACGUCAAAUGGUUCACUUCAAAGGACUGCGUCAAGUAAGGCUCUUCCCGACAUUGCUGUAGCGCCAAAUCGAAGUAGUGCUCCGCCAGCUAUGGCUUGUGCAGCAGUGCCUCCUCCAAAUGCUGCUCCCCCACUCAACUUUAAUGUGCCACCUCCUAAUGUUGCAAGCGGUUCCGGCACUGCAAGAGCACCAUACAUGCAGACCUCGAGUUUUCUUGGCCCUCCACAAGGGACGUCAAACCCCGUGCUCGCUCAGGACUUCACCAAGACGAUUACGAACAUGAUUACUUCUGCCCUCAAAGCUCCUGCGAGUGCGGGCGUCAGCCCGUUCGGUGCACGACCUGGCAUAAGACCACAUGUUGGCCCAGGUAUGACUUUAAUGGGUGGUGGUCUACCUGCGCCGAACACACGUGACAAUGGUGGCAGUGGUGAUGCAGAAUGGACGGGCGUUCGUCGAGGAUAUCAGAGCCGAGGGAAACCUAGUCAUGGUAAACGUCAAGGGAAUGACCGGCGAGGUUUGUCUGGAAAGUUUUGA
Cooperia oncophora is the source of this 696-nucleotide messenger RNA. NCBI's taxonomy places the organism in Eukaryota, Metazoa, Nematoda, Chromadorea, Rhabditida, Trichostrongylidae. The record is from the annotation of a GenBank genome assembly.